AUGGACGCACGGGCCACACCGCUUCGGCGAAUCUGCAAGAUUGUGAUUACGAUCGCAAACAUCUUCCUUGACCCACACCUCCUUUCGCUGCCUAUCGUUUUUGAACGCUUCGUGAUGGGGUGGGUAGGAGCAGGGAUAGCGAUCGCAACCACCGCUUACUUCUUCUAUCGGUAUCCUCCUCGCAGCUGGGCCGAGCCGGAUCCCUCUGCCCCUCCGGAGCCCAAGCCCGAGACGCCCCUCGCCGCUACGUCGGACGCACCUGUACAGGAAAAGCAAGAUUCAAGGGCCCCAACACCACCCAUAGAGUCUACAGAGGACACUCAAAGCACGCCUAAGGCGUCCGCUUCUAGCGCUCCACUCCCGGUCCUUGCCGUUCCAGAGCUCAACCUCGAAAGCGAGGAGAGCACAUCACAAUCCGCCACGAUGCCGUCCAUACCACAGCCUACAAACGAACCAGAUGUGCAGAAACUACCUGAACCUCGCCGCAGUGAAGCGCAGACCACUUUAAUGCCGCCACCAUCUUUGGCAGUCCCCGCAAAGCCAAAGCAGCCACCCGUACCUCGUCCGACAACCACCAGCUCAAGCCUAAUGCCUCCUCCCUCAAUCCCCCGCCCGACCCCUCAACCCAACCGGGAUCCCAGACUACAACCUCCGCGCCCUAGCGGAUCAUCCCUCGGACCACCCCCAUCAUCUGCCGCCGCGCAGCGUGGUGCAGCUAUUUCCGGAGUUCGCCAAGUCAACAGCACUCUUGCCCCGACGCCCGUCUCUCUCAAGAAAGCUAGCAAGAAGGUUGCCCUGGAGCCAGGGUUCUCGCCACUCGACUGGGCUGCCCUGGCUGCAAACCCCAACAAUCAACUUCGCGGGAAAGAUCUUCCCCCGAGUCUCUUGCGGGUUACACCGUCCAUGUUGCGGGAACAGCACGGUCGUAAGGGCCGGGAUGCCUGGACUUCCUACAAUGGCAAGGUCUACAACAUUUCUCCCUACGUUCCCUAUCACCCCGGUGGAAAGGGCGAGCUUCUCCGCGGUGCUGGCAAGGACUCCGGACAACUAUUCAUGGAGAUUCACCCAUGGGUCAACUGGGAUGGGAUCCUGGGGGAGUGCCUUGUCGGGAUCUUGGUUUCGGAAAAUGACAUCCAAACCGAGAACGCCUUGGAUGCAAUGGACUGA
Penicillium olsonii is the source of this 1167-nucleotide messenger RNA. Lineage: Eukaryota; Fungi; Ascomycota; Eurotiomycetes; Eurotiales; Aspergillaceae. The record is from the annotation of a GenBank genome assembly.